Messenger RNA from Oryctolagus cuniculus (rabbit), 1356 nucleotides. It is a transcript of the gene PUSL1, whose product is annotated as pseudouridine synthase like 1. The record is from RefSeq and is a predicted model, not a curated record. Gene Ontology annotation, molecular function: RNA binding; pseudouridine synthase activity. Gene Ontology annotation, biological process: tRNA pseudouridine synthesis. Lineage: Eukaryota; Metazoa; Chordata; Mammalia; Lagomorpha; Leporidae.
AUGAGGCCGCCGCGCCGCCGCCCCGCCCCGCCUGUCACCGCCGGGGAGCGUCGCCAAAGUGCGCGCCCGCGCGCGCCGCCCGCUGUCACCGCCGGGGAGCGUCGCCAAAGUGCGCGCGCGAGGCGUCGACCGCGUCGGAGCCGCGGGCUGCGGGGGGCGCCGCGCCUCCGGCUCCUGCCGCAACACGAGACGUUUGCCAAAGCCCGCAUCUCGGGAGACCAGGCGGGAAAGCAGCGAGUGGCGAGGGCGGCGCGGGGAGACUGUGGGACGAAGGGAAGCGGGAACGAAUGGACCACGGACCGCGGGGUCGCGGCCGUCAGGGGCGCCCAGCGCGCCGUCGGGGUCCAGAACUACCUGGAGGAGGCCGUCGGGCGGCUGAAUUGCGCGGCGCCGGCCACGUUCACCGUGUCCAGCCGCACGGACGCAGGGGUGCACGCGCUCUGCAACACCGCACACCUGGAUGUGCCGCGCCGGCCGGGCCGGCCGCCCCUGGCGCCGGAAGCCCUUGUCCAGGCGCUCAACAGGCACCUGACGCACCCGGCCAUCAGGGUCCUGCAGGCCUCGCUGGUGCCCAGCGACUUCCACGCUCGCCACGCUGCCACGUCCAGGACCUACCUGUACCGGCUGGCCACCGGCUGCCGCCAGCUUGCCGAGCUGCCCGUGUUUGAACGCAACCUGUGCUGGCCGCUGCGCGCAGACCGCCUGGACGUGGCGGCCAUGCAGGAGGCUGCCCAGCACCUCCUCGGGACGCACGACUUCAGCGCCUUCCGGUCGGCCGGCAGCCCAGCCGGCAGCCCAGUGCGCACGCUGCGCCGCGUGUCCGUGUCCCCCGCCCCCGCCAGCCCCUUCGCGCUCCCCCAGGAGAGCAGGAGGCUGCGCUUCUGGAGCUUGGAGUUUGAGAGCCAGUCGUUCCUGUACAGACAGGUCCUGCCCCGGGGAACCACAGGUGACCCUGGACGCCCGGCCAGAGCCGGAGCCUGGCUGCUGCACCCAGCAGAGACCCGAUGCCCUCGGCCCCCCCACCGUGCACAAGGAGGCCACGCCCGUGCUCCAUCUGCCUUUACUGAACUGCCCAGAGGUCGAGUUAAUAAAAGACGAGGAGGCCCCGGAGGCCGACCUGUCCAUGUCUUCAGCCAGCAAUGCCGCUUGAGCAGAUGUGGGACCAAACCUGGGCGCGGGCUGUGUCCACCCAGGCCCCCGCCGUCCAGGCGCAGCAGUGGGUUAGCUGGGCGCGGGCUGUGUCCACCCAGGCCCCCGCCAUCCGGGCGCAGCAGCAGGUCAGCUGGGUGCGGGCUGUGUCCACCCAGGUCCCCGCAGCAGCGGGUCAGCUGGGCGCCUGGGGCAGGCCUUUCUUGA